Messenger RNA from Cladophialophora yegresii CBS 114405, 1146 nucleotides. RefSeq lists its product as uncharacterized. Gene Ontology annotation, cellular component: SUMO-targeted ubiquitin ligase complex. The coding region runs from base 1 to 1146 and encodes 381 amino acids. Gene Ontology annotation, molecular function: ubiquitin-protein transferase activity. NCBI's taxonomy places the organism in Eukaryota, Fungi, Ascomycota, Eurotiomycetes, Chaetothyriales, Herpotrichiellaceae. The transcript has 2 exons. The record is from RefSeq and is a predicted model, not a curated record.
AUGACCACGCGGAGUGCACGAACGACGCAAACGCCGGCCCCGAAUGAUUUCGUCGAUCUAACCGCCGAGGACAGCGACGAUGUCUCUACAGCCUCAGAAGGUUCGCCAUCUCCCGAACUUCUGAGACCACCGUCAACACGACCGUCGAGGCCAGAGCGGGUGGCGAUGUGGCAGCAGACAGCAGAGCAACAAUCACGAAGGCAAGCCACAGACCAGUUAAAUGAAGGAAUGCAGGCUGCAGGCAGAGCACACCGACAAGCACAGACCCGAACAGCCCAAUCUCAGCAACAGACUGCACAGCAACAGCCAGACCAACUACCCCGUGCCCCGCCCUUUGGCCACAGGGGACCAGAGCGAACCGUGAUAGUUCUUUCGGACGGCGAGGACUCCGACUUUGACUCCGGCUCUGACGACCUUGGUCCAGAGGAGUUCUUCCGAGGCGAAACCGAUGGAUAUGAUUCGGAGACCGUUGAAUCAGCUGCUUCACCUCCUUCGAUGGCCAGUCCGGAAGUCCAAUUUCUCGAGGAGAGACGUAUCCCGCAGCCCCGAAGACCGCAGCCGCCAGCUGCUGGCCACGCCACGUUCGCUCUUCCACUGGACAUACUGAGAAGGGGGACCUCACUCAUGCUUGGGAACAUGCAAAAUGCCGUGCGGGACUACAACGAAGGCUUUUUAGAUCGGUUGGAUGGCGUGCCGCGAAGGAAUCAACCGCACGAAGGGGGCACCCUCAAUAUCACCAUGGACUAUGCUCGGCCUGGAUUUGCCAUGUUUGACCCCUUCGAUCGCGGUUCCGAGACUCCCCAGGUCGUCCAGGAGCCUUACAAGGCACCUCCAGUGGCGAAAGAGGGAUUCACGAGGACGUACAAAGAGGAGGAUGUCAUCCUAUGUCCGAUGUGCGGCGACGAGCUAGCGAUUGGGAAGGGAGAUGUCAAGCAGCAAGUAUGGGUGGUGAAAGGUUGCGGACACGUCUAUUGCGGCGAAUGUGCCACCAAUCGUUCGAAAUCCAGAACCACAAAGAAGGGCAAAGGCAAGGAGAACGAGAAGAAACUAGAGUCAACGAGAUCACCGCCAUUCUCGGUCUGCCAGGCCGACAAAUGCACCACGAAGGUUGUCAGCAAGACAGCCAUGUUCCCCAUAUACUUAUGA